Dujonia railenensis is the source of this 303-nucleotide messenger RNA. Lineage: Eukaryota; Fungi; Ascomycota; Pichiomycetes; Serinales; Debaryomycetaceae. The record is from the annotation of a GenBank genome assembly.
AUGCAUAUAUGGAAUAUCAGCUUUUCAUUGACACUGUACACCUCUACUUCUUUCCUUGUAGUUUGUACUCAAGAAUCUUUUAAUUUAAUGUCUACUGUAGAUGACGAUCAGCCCGAUGAGUGGGACCAAAGAAUAAUCAAUACUGGAUGCCACGAGGAAAAUCUCAAGUUGCAGCUCUGCCAUGCAGAUACAGGGGACUGGAGAAAGUGCCUUGAAGAAAUGGCGGCAUUCAGGAAAUGCUGGGAAGUGAAUAACAACAACGAGAGGACCAAAACAGUAAAUAACGAGGAGAAAUGGAAAUGA